Molecule: messenger RNA, 1587 nt
Organism: Rhododendron vialii
Lineage: Eukaryota; Viridiplantae; Streptophyta; Magnoliopsida; Ericales; Ericaceae
Product: F-box/LRR-repeat protein At3g26922-like
Exons: 5
Coding region: 170-1456 (428 amino acids)
Molecular function (GO): protein binding
Source: RefSeq, a predicted model, not a curated record
CUCAUUUGUAUGUAUUCACAACGACAACGGGAUUGUUUUGUUCAGCACUGCAGAGCCAGAGGAGGAAAUCGGAGCAGAAAUCUGGAUAAGAGAUCUUCCAUGUUUUACCCUAGCUAGUUUCUCAUCCUUGCUGUUAUAGGUAACUAAGGAAGAGCAUCGGUGGAAUGCAAUGGAUUCAUUUACUAUAAGGAGCUUAGAUAGAAUCAGCAUGUUACCAGAUUCCAUACUGUGCCACAUACUUUCAUUUCUUCCGAUGAAAUAUGCUGUUAGGACCAGCACUCUAUCGACAAGAUAUCAGUACCUUUGGACUUACAUUACCAGCCUUCACUUUGACAAUUCUGAACUCUUUACUAAUGAUAUUGGAGAAGCUGAGGCUGAUUUGAGUUUCAGGAAUUUCGUGAGCACAGUAUUGCUUCUCAGUAACGUGUCAUGUUUGGAAAAGUUCAGUCUUAAGCUUGAAUCAUUUUGCAAUAUUGGCAUUGUCAAGUCAUGGAUCAGCAUUGCAAUAAAGCGUAACGUUCAAAAGCUAGAACUUGGAUACUCACAAUUAUGUGGAGAGAUUCCUAUUCAGUUGCCUCAGACAAUGUUCAUUUGCAAAACAUUGGUGGAUCUAACGCUGAAAGGAAUGGUUUCCCUACAAAUUCCUGCUUCGGUUUGGCUUCCCAGUCUUAAGAUUCUUAAGAUGGAGGACAUUAUUUAUGAAAAUGGAGAUUCAGCUCAGAAGCUCAUCCAUGGAUGCCCUGUUCUUGAAUAUUUGGAUUUUCAUAGGGAGGAUGCGAAGAGUGGAGAAGUGUUGAACAUUUCUGUGCCCACAUUGAAGCGUCUGGAGGUAACCUGUCUAGGUCCUGGUGAGCAGCUUAUUUUUAAUACCCCGACGCUUGAAUACCUUGAUCUCACCUGUUAUUGGGCGGAGGGUUUUUCAUUGGUGAACUUAUCAUCCUUGUUGGAAGCACGCAUCGAUAUUGAUUUGUCCGGCUCAAGACCCAUCAAUUCAGCCAACGUACUAAAACUUCUUCGUGGAAUUGCAAAUGUUAAGUUUCUUUGGUUUCAUGCUGAUAUUACGGAUUAUGUUCCGACAACUUUCCAUACUCUUCAGAAUUUGACACAUCUAAGGCUUCUGUGUGGCUUUAACUGUAGAGGAUUCAACUUGAAUUUUCUGAAUGACUUUCUUGGGUGCUCGCCUAAUCUCGAAGCACUUGUUCUUGAGGGAAAUAGAUUUUCUUCAACCAAAUCCUGGAGCCCACCUCUGAGAGUGCCUCAUUGUUUGUUAUUCAAUCUCAAGGAAGUUGAGUUUCUUUACUUACGUAGAGAAAACCGAGAGUUUGAAGUGAUAGAAUAUUUGCUGAGAAAUGCAGAAGUUCUGAAGAAAAUGACAGUUGAUUGUCAGCAUUCACAUAUCUGGCAGAUAGCACAAGUUCCAAGGGCAUCAAAGACCUGUAUUCUUAAUCUCCUUUAAAGAUAAUGGCUGGGAUGGAGUUGAUGAUGACCAAUCUGGUUGGAGUGGUUCAGAAUCUGCAGCAACAUGUGUUGCCUCCACGACCUCCACCUUCUGCAGGAAUGGGACCUCCUUCUCCUCCUCCUCCUCCU